Molecule: messenger RNA, 3263 nt
Organism: Jatropha curcas
Lineage: Eukaryota; Viridiplantae; Streptophyta; Magnoliopsida; Malpighiales; Euphorbiaceae
Gene: LDA
Product: limit dextrinase
Biological process (GO): carbohydrate metabolic process
Molecular function (GO): pullulanase activity
Source: RefSeq, a predicted model, not a curated record
GAAACAGAGAGAGAAGGCCAGAGCUUAACAAUGUCCGUGGUGCUUAUCAAAUCGCCACUAAUUGCUUCUCUUUCCAUUUCCAGCACUCACUAUUCUACUUCUCUUUCACCAUUUUUCCUACGACGUCGUCUUAAUUUGAGACGAAACCACCAUAACCACCUCCACUUCUCUAUUCCAAACCGUUUUAAAAGCAUUCACAGAUACCCAAUUCGCAGCUCCUCUAUGUCUCUUCAAGAAGUCCCAAAUUCCACUUCGCAGUUGCAGGACAGCUUGUUGUACUCGAAGGCUUUCUGGGUAACAGAAUCUAUAAUUGCUUGGAAUGUGGAUAUUGGAGUGGAUGGUUCUUGCUUUCUAUAUGCAAGUCAGACUGCAUCAUUAUCUGUUAACGAUGAUGGCGUUCAAGGCCAUUUCGUGAAAUUUAAGCUUGAGAAAGAUGAUGGCGGGCUUCCAGAAAAUGUAGUUGCAAAAUUUCCUCAUAUUCGGGAUUAUAAAGCUUUUAAAGUGCCGUCAGCUCUUGAUGCCAAACCUCUUCUCAAAUGCCAAUUAGCAGUUGCGGCAUUUGACUCUGUUGGGAAAUGUAAGGAUGCUACUGGUAUGCAGUUACCUGGUAUUUUGGAUGAAUUAUUCUCAUAUGAUGGUCCCCUUGGUGCACAUUAUUCUGAAGAUGCUGUAUCACUCCAUCUUUGGGCUCCCACUGCUCAAGCAGUUCAUGCCUGUAUUUAUAGGGAUUCAUUCAACCAGGAACCCUUGGAAAUUGGUCAGCUCAUGGAGGUUGAUGGAGUUUGGAGCAUUACAGGACCAAAAGACUGGGAAGGUUGUUAUUACGUAUAUGAAGUAUCUGUCUACCAUCCUAGCACAUUACGCAUUGAAAAAUGCUAUGCAAAUGAUCCAUAUGCUAGAGGACUCUCAUCAGAUGGAAAGAGGACGUUAUUGGUGAAUCUCGACUCUAAUGCUACAAAACCUGAAGGAUGGGAUGAAUUAUCCGAUGAAAAACCCACUUUACUUUCUUUCUCCAACAUUAGUAUUUAUGAGUUGCAUAUAAGAGAUUUUAGUGCCAAUGAUGAAACUGUACAUCCUGACUCUCGGGGUGGUUAUCUGGCCUUCACUUUGGAGGAUUCAGCAGGUGUACUUCAUCUAAAGAAAUUAUCAAAUGCUGGGAUUACUCAUGUCCAUCUGCUCCCAGCAUUUCAAUUUGCUGAGGUUGAUGACGUUAAGGAGAAUUGGAAGCGUGUGGAUAACAAGAUGCUAGAACAUUUAUCACCAGAUUCAUCUGAGCAACAAGCUCUGAUAACAGCCAUCCAAGAUAAUGAUGGGUAUAAUUGGGGGUACAAUCCUGUUCUUUGGGGGGUUCCUAAAGGAAGUUAUGCAAGCAAUCCAGAUGGUGCUUGCCGUACAAUUGAGUUCAGAAAGAUGGUUCAGGCACUUAAUCGUAUUGGUCUCCGUGUUGUGUUGGAUGUUGUCUAUAAUCAUUUGCAUGGAAAUGGGCCUUUUGAUGGAAAUUCUGUUCUUGAUAAGGUUGUUCCAGGUUAUUAUCUGAGAAGGAAUAAUGAUGGCUUUAUCGAAAAUAGUACCUGCGUGAACAACACAGCUAGUGAGCAUUAUAUGGUUGAGCGCUUGAUUAUCGAUGAUCUUUUAAACUGGGUAGUUAACUACAAGGUUGAUGGGUUCCGGUUUGAUCUUAUGGGUCAUAUAAUGAAAAGUACAAUGGUGAAAGCAAAAGGUGCAAUCCACAGCCUAACAAAGGAAAGGAAUGGAGUUGAUGGAUCAAGUGUCUACAUUUAUGGUGAAGGUUGGGACUUCGGUGAAGUUGCUAAAAAUGGACGUGGAAUAAAUGCUUCACAAUUCAAUCUCUGUGGUACUGGAAUUGGAAGCUUUAAUGAUCGGCUGCGAGAUGCAAUGCUUGGUGGAUCUCCAUUUGGCCACCCUCUUCAGCAAGGAUAUGUGACUGGUUUAAUGUUGGAGCCUAAUGGACAUGACCAUGGUGGAAAAGAUGUUCAAGAACUCAUGCUUACUACAGCAAAGGAUCAUAUCCAGGUUGGGUUGGCUGCAAACUUGAGAGAUUUUGUACUGACUAAUAGUGAAGGGAAAGAGGUAAAAGGAUCAGAAAUAUUGGUUCAUGGUGGAACACCGGUUGCAUAUUCUUGCAGCCCCAUGGAAACAAUUAAUUACGUUUCUGCACAUGACAAUGAAACCUUAUUUGACACUAUCUGCAUGAAGACUCCAAUGGAUAUUUCUGUGGAUGAGAGAUGCAGAUUAAAUCAUUUGGCAACAAGUAUAAUAGCACUUUCACAGGGAAUACCAUUUUUCCAUGCUGGUGAUGAGAUGCUACGCUCAAAAUCACUUGAUCGUGAUUCAUACAACUCUGGUGAUUGGUUCAACAGGUUAGACUUCUCAUACAAUUCUAACAAUUGGGGUGUUGGACUUCCUCCAAAGCAAAAAAACGAACAUAACUGGCCACUAAUAAAACCCAGACUGGCAGAUCCAUCCUUCAAGCCUCAAAAGUCCCACGUCCUUGCUGCUGUUGAGAAUUUUUUAGAUGUAUUACAUAUUCGAUAUUCUUCACCACUUUUCCGCUUGACGACAGCUAAUGCUAUCCAGGAACGAGUAAGAUUCCAUAACACCGGUCAUUCUUGGGUCCCUGGUGUCAUAGUGAUGAGCAUUGAAGAUGGUCAUGAUGGUUUCCCCGGAUUAUCUCAACUGGAUCCCUUCUUCUCAUACAUUGUGGUUCUCUUCAACGCUUGUCCAACUGAGGUGUCAUUUGCCAGCCCUGCGCUGAGGGCAAGAUCUUUUCAGCUGCAUCCUGUCCAGCUAAUGUCUUCUGAUGAAGUUGUAAAGAACUCAACCUAUGAAGCACCCUCUGGGUGCUUCACUGUGCCGGCAAGGACAACGUCUGUGUUCGUCGAGCGUAGGGAAACAUAAUUAUUGUUUGCUGGAAAUUUUUGUGUUUCAGUUCUAUCAUCAUCAUAUUUAAUAAGUUAAGCAGAGUGAUCUGCAAAUAGUCUGGCGACCUGUGCUUGUGCUCUACCACGAUGGCCCUUCUCCAACCCUUUGAAAGUCGAGGAAACCAUGCAUUAAGAAUGCUUUUAAUAAGGCAAAAUGGUUGACAAAUGAGCUAGUGAAUUUUGCGUAUGCCAGUUCUCAUCCACUAGGAGUUGUAAAUAGAAAAUCACUAAACUUGAGAUGUUCUGUGGAAUGUAAUGUUAUGAAGAUUGAACAGUACAUCUUUGGCUAUGACUUCAAUAAAUUCAACUGAGUUCUCAUUA